Messenger RNA from Pararge aegeria (speckled wood butterfly), 1394 nucleotides. RefSeq names its product putative inactive cysteine synthase 2. Gene Ontology annotation, molecular function: cysteine synthase activity. Gene Ontology annotation, cellular component: cytoplasm. The record is from RefSeq and is a predicted model, not a curated record. Lineage: Eukaryota; Metazoa; Arthropoda; Insecta; Lepidoptera; Nymphalidae. Bases 116 to 1093 code for a protein of 325 amino acids. The transcript has a single exon.
GACUAGACCGUGUGCUUUGUUCCACACCGCCUUGAAUUGAGACGGUUUAAAAGACAUACGUAUCUCUACUAGCGUCAGUAUUGAUUACGACUCAUUUGAAAUAACUCGCGACAAUAUGGCCCAGACUAGUGAACUGAAGACCGAAAUUUAUUCAUCCGCUUUGGAACUCAUCGGGAACACGCCUCUCGUCGCUCUCGAUAGAUUAUGGACGGGUCCCGGACGCAUUCUAGCCAAAUGUGAGUUUAUGAACCCCGGAGGAUCACUUAAAGACCGUUCAUCACUUUAUAUGAUACAAAAUGCUCGCGAUAGUGGAAAUUUGAAGCCGGGUGGAUCGGUAUUAGAAGUUACAUCGGGAAAUCAAGGAUGCGGCCUUGCGGUGGUAUGCGCCGUGCUCGGACAUCCCAUAACUCUCACUAUGUCAAAAGGUAACAGUGUUCAAAGAGCUAUACACAUGGAAGCGCUCGGCGCUAAGUGUGUCAGGGUUGCACAAGUUGAAGGAACGUACGGAAAUGUGACCUUGUCGGACGUGAAACAAGCGGAAGCGGAAGGCUUGAAGAUAGUCGAGGAGACUGGUGCUUUUUACGUGAACCAAUUCAACAAUGGAAUGAAUUCCGCUUCGCAUUAUCAUGGUACUGGACCUGAGAUUUGGAGGCAGACGGGGCAUCGUGUCGACGCUUUCGUGGCUACAGUGGGCACAGCUGGUACGUUUGCGGGGAUAUCGAAAUUCAUAAAGGAAAAGAAUCCUAAAUCUUUGUGCUACGUUGUUGAGCCGACUGGCUCGGAGCCUAUCAAGGGUGAACCAAUUACGAAACCCUUGCAUUUACUGCAGGGCUCGGGUUAUGGAUGCGUGCCUAAUUUAUUCGAGUUCGAUCAUAUGGAUGGCACACUCAGUGUCACUGAUGAAGAGUCAAUGAACUACAAGAAACUGAUUGGCGAGAAGGAAGGUCUAUAUGUGGGUUACACAAGCGGCGCUAAUGUGGCCGCGGCCGUGAAACUUCUGCAAUCGGGUAAGCUGCCUAAAGAUGCCUGGGUUGUAACCAUUCUUUGUGACACUGGGUUGAAGUACACACCCGUUCCAGAGGAGCUCACGUAAUGUUUUUUUUUGUAUUCUAAAUAGAUAUCCACUACCUAUUAAAAAUAGGUAACUUUUUUUUAUUUUUAAAGUGAAUUAUAUAUUAUGCGGAUAAUUAAUAUAUCUACUCAUUAUUUAAGUAAAUUAUAUUAAGUUGUUAACAAUGUUUUAUUUUAUCAUCAUCCUCCCCACUUCGAUAACAUUACAGCCUUGGGACUAGCCUCCUCUUAAAUAGUGUUUAAGAUAAUAAAAUGAACACGCUACUCCAAUGCUCCUUGUAGGGCUAAAGUUUGACGAGUAUUAUCACAAUUCCCGCGCUAGU